Messenger RNA from Ostreococcus lucimarinus CCE9901, 279 nucleotides. RefSeq lists its product with no specific name. The record is from RefSeq and is a predicted model, not a curated record. NCBI's taxonomy places the organism in Eukaryota, Viridiplantae, Chlorophyta, Mamiellophyceae, Mamiellales, Bathycoccaceae. Bases 1 to 279 code for a protein of 92 amino acids. The transcript has a single exon.
AUGGUCGUCGGUUCAGCCGUGCAUAGGAAUCAUUUUAGCGAUAGCAAAGGGAGCGAAUGGUACACGAUCAAGGUGGUCGAGCUUCUCACGCGACGCGGCCACGACAUCGUGCAGCGGCUGAGCGCGCUCCCGGAUGACGAUUUCGUCUAUCUGGCGAACGCGCGGUACUUUUUUCCCACUGGCGGCGGGUACGGAGGACAGGCGAGCAUUUGCGUCGAAAGACUCGGUGGAACGUCGAGCUGGUGGCGCUGGUUUCGUCAUCGAAAAGUUGAGCGCUGA